AUGGGUUCCGUUGCUUCUGACACACCCAUCGAGACUCGCCUUUUCAUCAAUGGCGAGUUCGUACCCUCCAAGUCCGGAAAGACCUUCGAGGUCAAGAACCCCGCCACCUUGAAGCACGUCGCCCACGUUUCCGAAGCCAGCGUCGAAGACGUUGACAUCGCCGUCGAAGCAGCCAAGGCCGCUUUCCCAGCAUGGAGUGCCCUCGCUGCCAUGGAAAGACAGGGCUGGCUUUACAAGCUCGCCGAUGCCUUUGACGCCGAGCUCUCCGAGAUCUCUCGUCUUGAGGCCCUGAGCAUGGGCAAGCCUACGUACCAGGACGUCAGUGCCAUGGGAACUGCUAUCAUGCGCUAUCAGGUUGGUAAGGCAUACGACAUUCAGGGCGAAACUUCAUUGCAUACCCCUGGGUUCGUCAAUAUGACUUUUCGACAGCCGUUUGGCGUCACUGCAGGCAUCAUCCCCUGGAACGUGACGUGGCUCAUGCUGAUAAUGAAGAUGACACCUGCGCUCGUCUCAGGUAACACCAUGGUCCUCAAGACGUCAGAAAAAUCGCCCCUAUCGCCCCUCAUUGCGGGCAAGGCCAUGAAGAAGAUCGGCUUCCCCAAGGGUGUCUUCAACAUUGUGCAUGGCUUUGGGCGUCCCACCGGCGAGGCCCUCUCGAAACACAUGGAAAUCCGCAAACUCUCCUUCACCGGCUCCGCCCCAACCGGCCGCCUCAUCAAGAAGGCCGCCGCCGAGUCCAACCUCAAAAACGUCACCCUCGAGCUUGGCGGCAAAUCACCACUCCUAAUCUUCCCGGACGCCGACCUCUCCAAAGCCGUCCCCGCCGCCGCCUACUCCAUCCUCAUGAACAGCGGCCAAGCCUGCAUCGCCUCCUCCCGCGUCUACGUCCACGAAAGCAUCGCCCAAGACUUCAUCACCCAAAUGAAAACCGCCAUGCAAUCCAUGGGCAAAUCCGGCGAUCCCCUAGCAGAAGGCACCCUCCGCGGCCCCCAAGCAGACCAACUCCAAUUCGACCGCGUCCUCUCCUUCCUCGACCACGCCAAAGAGCAAAAAGUCCCCACUGCCCUCGGCGGCUCCAAAGAGUCCAACACAGGAGGCCUCUACAUCGAACCCACAAUCUUCACUUCCGUCCCCGAAGAUUCAAAGCUGAUGCGCGAGGAGAUCUUUGGGCCGGUAGUCUGCAUUAAUACUUUCACUGACGAGGCCGAGGUCCUGAAACGCGCUAACGAUACGGAAUACGGGCUUUAUGGCAGCGUUUUCACACGGGACGUGUCCCGGGCGCUGCGCAUUGCGAAGAGUUUGGAAGCCGGGACUAUUGGGAUCAAUUGCACGAGCCGACUAUUAGUCUUGAUAUGCCGUUUGGCGGGUUCAAGCAGAGUGGGGAGGGGAGGGAAGGGAGCAAGCAUGUCUUUGAUCAUUGGACUGAGUUGA
Molecule: messenger RNA, 1431 nt
Organism: Cyphellophora attinorum
Lineage: Eukaryota; Fungi; Ascomycota; Eurotiomycetes; Chaetothyriales; Cyphellophoraceae
Product: Aldehyde dehydrogenase
Exons: 4
Coding region: 1-1431 (476 amino acids)
Molecular function (GO): aldehyde dehydrogenase (NAD+) activity
Source: RefSeq, a predicted model, not a curated record